Messenger RNA from Trichomycterus rosablanca, 4303 nucleotides. RefSeq names its product collagen-like tail subunit (single strand of homotrimer) of asymmetric acetylcholinesterase (gene colq). Lineage: Eukaryota; Metazoa; Chordata; Actinopteri; Siluriformes; Trichomycteridae. The record is from RefSeq and is a predicted model, not a curated record. Gene Ontology annotation, molecular function: extracellular matrix structural constituent conferring tensile strength. Gene Ontology annotation, biological process: extracellular matrix organization. Bases 45 to 1397 code for a protein of 450 amino acids. The transcript has 17 exons.
CGUCGGUGCUGUCGGACGUACAGAGCCUCCCGCAGUCGUGCACCAUGUUCCUCCUCACGCUAGGACUCUAUUUACCGCUCCUGCUCCACGAUGCCUCGCCACACUCCUUCAUGGGCGACGCUUUCCUCCCGGCAGGUCUAACUGCGCUGGAACCCAAGAAAUUCAACCCCUGCUGUUUACUGGCUCCACCGCCGCCCCUGUUCCCGCCGCCCCCCUCGCUGUGGCAAAAGUCUCUGAUUAAUAAUCCUGAUCUGUGGAACAAUAAGGACACGGGGGAGGAUGGUGAUAAAUCGUGGUGCUCUACCCGCUGUGUGGGGGCACCGGGACCGGUCGGCCCUGCAGGACCUCAGGGUCCUCCAGGAUUACCAGGACCCAUGGGACCAAAGGGUGAAAAGGGAGAAAUUGGGCGACCCGGACAGAAGGGACGCACUGGCCCUCCUGGCCUCCCAGGGCGACAUGGACCAAAUGGACAUCCAGGACAAAGCGGGCCCAAAGGAGAGAAAGGAGACCCAGGACUGAUGGGUUUGCCUGGAGCAAGGGGACCAAUGGGAUCCAAGGGUUUGUCUGGAUACAAGGGAGAAAAGGGCUCACGGGGUGAUAUAGGUGACGUUGGCCAGAAGGGUGACAAGGGCACAAUGGGUCUGCCAGGAAUGCUCGGGCAGAAGGGUGAAAUGGGCCCAAAAGGAGAGCCAGGAGCCUCAGGGAGCAGGGGACCCACCGGCCGACCAGGAAAAAGAGGCAAACAGGGUCAGAAGGGAGAUAUUGGUCAUAUGGGACCAAUGGGACCUGCAGGCCCCCAGGGUAACCCUGGUCAUCCUGGUCCUCCUGGUUUACCAGCUUCAGGGCUUUACAUGGUGGGUUCCAAAGGAGAAAAGGGUGAACAGGGUAACCCGGGUCACUGCGACUGCAACUCUCUUACACGCAACCCAAAGUUUGACCACUCAUUCAGAAGCAACAGCUACCCCCGGGUACCAGCGAUCUUUGUGGUGAAUAACGAACAGGAGCUGAAGCGUCUCCACACGGACAACGCGCUGGCCUUCCGCAAAGACCAAAGGACUCUUUACUUCAAGGACAUCGAUGGAUGGUUGCCCAUUCAGCUGACGCCGUUCCAGUCGAUGGAGCACGCUCCAGACCAGGAGGGUUUCUGCGGGGAUGGUCUGGUGCAGGUCGAGAAUAGAGAGGAGUGCGAUGAUGGAAACAAGGUGGUCACCGACGGCUGCGUCAAAUGUAAGCUCGCCUACUGCGGAGACGGGUAUCGCUACGAAGGUGCCGAGGAGUGCGACGGAAAAGAUUUUGGAUAUCAGACCUGCCAAUCAUAUCUGCCCGGGUCUUUCGGACACCUCAAGUGCACGUCCGACUGUUUCAUCGACUCCACAAACUGCAAGUAUUUCACUUGAGGAGACGGGAACCGAGAACGGAACCCCACACCGUGUGUGUGAGCAGCAGGGAACAAGAGACACUUCACACAACCGGACGAUGAAAAUACGCUCGAUGGGGGGGAACAUUAGGAACAGGAACGUGUAUAUAUAGAUAUAUAUCAUACUGGUUUGCUGCAGCGCUGCUGAGAAGAAGCCACGUAGCUCACCGGAGCCCUCGGCUCAGUCUUCAGUCACGGCAAACGUACAGGACCCAUCAGGACCCGUCAGGACCCGUCAGGACCCAUCGCUCCGUCUUAAAAUAAACCUCAGUCAGGACUUCAGAUACUGUUCCGUUCAGCCGGUUCUCCGGACGGCUCUCUGUGAAUCUGGACGCCCACAAAAGGCCAGCCCGGAUCCCGGAUUCAGCUCGAUACCUCAACGUACACGUAUACCUUUCCACGCCAUUCCCAGGGUGCUAUGUGUGGGCUGCUAUGUGACGUAUUUAGCAUUUUGCAUGAAGCCGAGUUGGAGUAGGUGCUAGAAAAUGGGCCACAGUGGAAUGUAUGUAUUUAAGGCAAAAAAGCCGCUCUGUACAUAGGCUACGCAACGCUCAGUUCAGACUCUCGUUGACUAGUACAAUGGAGAGACGUUUACAGGUGCUUCUGUGUCAUUUCAGUCCCAGUCUUCUUGUGUAGACGCCUUGAUAUGUCUCAAAGCCAAGACAUCCAAGGGUCUGCAAGGUUAGAAAAUAAAGCAUCAGCGCAUCGAUGGUUAGUUUUGAAUCCUGUAUGAUCACUUUUACCUCAGAACCUCAACCAAUCAUCUCAUCAUCUAGAUCCGUUCCACUUGACGAAACAAGGCUUACAUAUUUCAGCAUUCUUAAGAUAAUUCUGAUAGCAUUGUGAUUGCUUUGUGUCCGCUGUGUACAACUGAAGGUCAGAAGUUUGCGUACACCAAAAUUGCAGACUUGGGAUUCCAAUGAUUGGUGCUGGUAGAGCAGUGUUUUGGAAAUUUGGUGGUCUUUUAUCUUGACAUGGUCUUUAGGUUCCUUGUAAGUGGGCUUGAUAUGAGGAAAGCAACUUUCGUGAUGAGCAACAGACCGUCAGUUAAAAUUUAAGGUACCGUUCUGGUUUUGGAGCUUCGCAGCAAACUAAGCUAAGUGCAAUGGACGUUCGACUUCAUCUGUAUAUAAUGUAAAUGCUUCAAAACCUGAUAGAAAAAACCCGAUCCAACCCUUACCCUUCUCUUCUCGACCCUAACCCUUCAGUUCUCAAACGUAACCCUUCAGUUCUCAACCCUAACCCUUCAGUUCUCAACCGUAACCCUUCAGUUCUCAACCGUAACCCUUCAGUUCUCAACCCUAACCCUUCAGUUCUCAACCCUAACCCUUCAGUUCUCAACCCUAACCCUUUAGUUCUCAACCGUAACCCUUCAGUUCUCAACCGUAACCCUUCUCUUCUCGACCCUAACCCUUCAGUUCUCAAACGUAACCCUUCAGUUCUCAACCCUAACCCUUCAGUUCUCAACCGUAACCCUUCAGUUCUCAACCGUAACCCUUCAGUUCUCAACCGUAACCCUUCAGUUCACAACCGUAACCCUUCAGUUCUCAACCAUAACCCUUCAGUUCUCAACCGUAACCCUUCAGUUCUCAACAGUAACCCUUCAGUUCUCAAUCGUAACCCUUCAGUUCUCAAUCGUAACCCUUCAGUUCUCAACCGUAACCCUUCAGUUCUCAACCGUAACCCUUCAGUUCUCAACCGUAACCCUUCAGUUCUCAACCGUAACCCUUCAGUUCUCAAUCGUAACCCUUCAGUUCUCAACCGUAACCCUUCAGUUCUCAACCCUAACCCUUCAGUUCUCAACCCUAACCCUUCAGUUCUCAACCGUAACCCUUCAGUUCUCAACCCUAACCCUUCAGUUCUCAACCGUAACCCUUCAGUUCUCAACCAUAACCCUUCAGUUCUCAACCCUAACCCUUCAGUUCUCAACCCUAACCCUUCAGUUCUAGACUGUAACCCUUCAGUUCUCAACCCUAACCCUUCAGUUCUAGACUGUAACCCUUCAGUUCUCAACCCUAACCCUUCAGUUCUCAACCCUAACCCUUCAGUUCUAGACUGUAACCCUUCAGUUCUCAACCCUAACCCUUCAGUUCUCAACCCUAACCCUUCAGUUCUCAACCCUAACCCUUCAGUUCUAGACUGUAACCCUUUGCUUUUCGACCCGAAGGUUGUUUAGGGUGGAACCUAAAUGACACAUCACGGCUCUUAAACUGUUAUUAAGGAUUUCUAUACUCAAGCCAUUUUAAUAGAGGAAGUUUAUGCUGCUAUCUAAUAGGCUGACGACUGUUGAAGUAAUGCUAAAAUUAUGCUAAUAAUUAGCCAGUUCUGGAGUUUAGACUCUCUUUGUCAUGUCGCAUGCUUAAUAUGGUUAGGAAACGGCGAUGUAGCUUAUAGAAUAUAUAAUAUUCACAGGUACACGGGUCUGCUGUUCUUGUGUCGUGGCAUCUUCUUAAUGAUUGUUGGAGGUUACACAGUAACAGUAACUGUAUAAAGCUAACGUGUAUGUAUAUAUACGUUUAUAUAUAUAUAUAUAUAUAUAUAUAUAAGAGAAACGUGUUUCGGGUUAGCUGUGGUGCAUUUGCAUGUUGACGUUACAGUUAGUUCAUGUAUGUCUGUAGUCCUUAUUUUUACUAACAUGCGGUGUUUUAGCGCAACGUUUUACGACUGUUAGCCGAGCGGAUCAGGUAUCUAACGGACUGUUAGCGUCUCUUUUUAGCGAUUAUGAGCAGGUAGGUUAUUGCACUAUAACAGAAUUAGCUCGCCGACGCAUGUUGGGAUCUCCUGCAGCCGUAAAUGUUUUGUCCUGUCGUGAUGUAAAAAUUGUUCUUAUGAAAGUCUGGUUGAAUAUAAACCUUGUAAUUAAUAAAUAAAGCUUAUAAAUAUUCA